Molecule: messenger RNA, 1122 nt
Organism: Pristis pectinata (smalltooth sawfish)
Lineage: Eukaryota; Metazoa; Chordata; Chondrichthyes; Rhinopristiformes; Pristidae
Gene: tacr2
Product: tachykinin receptor 2
Exons: 5
Coding region: 154-1122 (322 amino acids)
Biological process (GO): positive regulation of flagellated sperm motility; G protein-coupled receptor signaling pathway
Cellular component (GO): sperm midpiece; plasma membrane
Molecular function (GO): tachykinin receptor activity
Source: RefSeq, a predicted model, not a curated record
CACACCGCGCUUGCUGGCAACGAGACCCUGGGCAACGUGUUCGCCCAGCCCACAUGGCAAGUGUGCCUCUGGGCAAUCGCCUACUCGGUCAUCGUGCUGACCGCCGUGUGUGGCAACGUGAUCGUGGUGUGGAUCAUUCUGGCCCACCGGACGAUGCGGACGGUCACCAACUACUUUCUGGUGAAUUUGGCGGCGGCGGACGCCUCCAUGGCCGCCUUCAACACCGCCUUCAACUUCAUCUACGCCGUGCACAACGACUGGUAUUUCGGUCUGCACUACUGCCGCUUCCAGAACUUCCUGCCCAUCACAGCCGUGUUCGCCAGCAUCUACUCAAUGACAGCCAUUGCCUUGGACAGGUACAUUGCCAUCAUCUAUCCCCUGAAGCCGAGACUGUCAUCCAGCUCAACUAAGAUAGUGAUUGCUAUUAUUUGGCUCCUGGCGCUGGCUCUGGCAUUCCCGCAGUGUUUUUAUGCUCGGAUAGAGCAUUUGGGCAGCAGAGUGAUCUGUAAGGUGGACUGGCCUGGGGAUAUUGGAGGACAACAUCAACUGACGUACCAGCUUGUGGUGAUAGUACUGAUUUACCUAAUGCCACUGAUGGUGAUGGGAGUCACGUACACAAAGGUGGGACUAACAUUGUGGGCCAGUGAAAUACCUGGAGAUUCAACAGAGAGAUAUCAUGAGCAGCUAAAAGCGAAACGAAAGGUUGUAAAGAUGAUGAUCAUCGUGGUGUUGACCUUUGCAGUUUGCUGGUUGCCUUACCAUUUGUAUUUCAUCCUGGGGAGUUUUAAUGAAGACAUCUACUUUGAAACCUACAUCCAGCAGGUGUACCUGGGAAUAUUCUGGCUCGCCAUGAGCUCCACUAUGUACAACCCCAUCAUUUACUGCUGCCUUAAUAACCGAUUUCGCAUCGGAUUCAAGAGAGCUUUCCAGUGUUGUCCCUUUAUACAAUUCAGUAGACAUGAUCACCAGGAGCUAACAAAAGCAAUGAGCUUCCGAAUGACUCGAAGCAGCAGUUACACCACCAGCAGAAUGGAGAUAAUGGUGACCAGUCACAUUGGUACCAAUUGUGAUGAAGCAGAAGAGACAAAGGGAGAACUCUUCAGCUCCGGAACUGUUCUAUGA